AUGAUAGGCGGGACCCACGUGGCGCAGGUUGUGCGUGCGGUUGCCAACGGCGACGGGGACUGGGCCGAGGUGCCGCGUUGUGUCCGGGAGGCGGUUGUCCUGGCGCUGGCCGGGCGGGAGUCGCAGGCGGCGGGAGGGGUUGGCGCCACCGCCGAGGCAGCGGCGCGGCGGCACUGCGACCGGUGGCCGGAGCCGCGUGAGGGAUCGCGGGCGGCGGUCUCGUCGCUCUCGGAGGAGGUGGUGCAGCGCAGCGUGCGGACCUUCGAGGACGCGGCGUGGGUGCGGGACCAGGCGGUGCGCAGCUUUGCGCAGUUCCACAACACCGUGGAGGAGACCCGCGAGGGGCUGCGGCACCACCUCCGCGCCUUGUGGCGCACCGCCGCCCAACUCGACCCCGCGCUGCUCCGCGACCUCCGGCGGGAGCGGGGCCUCAGCCCGGGCGACGAGGUUCCGGAGAACGUCGUCCUCCCCACCGCCGCGCUGCGGCGCCUGCGGCAGCUGGAGGCGAUGGUAGACGAGGUCGCCGACGGCGUCGAGGCGCUGCGGUGGGCGUCGGUGCGGUUUGCGGCGAACCUCCUCUCUGAUGAUGAGAAGCGGGCGAUGGGGCUCGACCCGGCGGACCUGCGGGCGGAGGAUGUGCCGCCCGGCCCGAGCAGCACGCCGCCGAGGCCCGGGGAGGAGCCGACGCUGAGCGAGAGGCGGCAGUGCUGCAUGAGCCGCGUCGCGCUGCUCGACGGGGCGUCCAUGCAGCAGCUGGCGGAGGAGGAGCCGUCCCACCACCGCUUCUCGCAGUCGACCAAAGGCGCCGGCUCGCAGCACCGCGCGGCGUCCGAAAGCUCUCUAAGCAGCCUGGGCGCGCGGGCGUAG
Trypanosoma conorhini is the source of this 867-nucleotide messenger RNA. RefSeq lists its product as uncharacterized. The transcript has a single exon. The coding region runs from base 1 to 867 and encodes 288 amino acids. The record is from RefSeq and is a predicted model, not a curated record. NCBI's taxonomy places the organism in Eukaryota, Euglenozoa, Kinetoplastea, Trypanosomatida, Trypanosomatidae.